AUGAACCCAACAACACCGACACCGGCGGCGCUUGAAGCCAACGAGAAGAAUUCGACCGAAGCCUCGUCGCCUGGACCGCAAGAUCCAAAGCACGACGGGAGAUAUGCAGACGAUGCUUACAUCGAGCAACUGGGACGACAGCGACCGCCAUGUUUCCCCAAUUUAUUCUCCGAACUGGCCUUCUGCUUUUCCAUCAUGAUGUCUCAGAUCCUUGCAGAAUACUACAUCUCCGGCUCGAAUGUGCUUCUCCCUACCCUAGUCAAGGAACUGCACAUCCCUGCCGCGUCCACGAUCUGGCCGUCGACCGCUCUCUCUCUCGUAGUUACGUCAACGCUGCUCAUCUUCGGCCGCCUGUCUGACAUGUACGGCGGGUACAUCCUCUACGUCGCCGGAUUUACAUGGAUGAUCAUCUCCUCCAUUCUCGCCGGCGUCUCCGUGUCCUGGCUGAUGUUGCUCAUCUGUCGCGCGCUGCAAGGCCUGGCCCUGGCCUGCUUUUUGCCCGCCGGGAUGAUGAUCCUCGGCAGUACGUACCGGCCGGGGCCGCGCAAGAACCUCGUCUUCAGCAUCUACGGCGCCUGCGCGGCGCUGGGGUUCUUCGCGGGGAUCUUCUUCUCCGGGAUCUGCAGCCAGUUCCUCACAUGGCGCUGGUACUUCUUUUUCGGCGCCAUCCUGUCCGGCAUCACCACCGUCUCCUCGUUUUUCUACAUCCCCAACGACUACCGCGAGAAGCGCAAACUGGGUAUCCAGAUGGACUGGGCCGGCUGCUGCCUCUCCGUGCCCGGCACCGUGCUCCUCGUAUUCGCCAUCGCCGAAUGCUCCUACGCCCCACAGGGAUGGCGCACGCCGUACAUCCCCGUCUGCUUCGCGCUAGGGAUCAUCCUCCUCGCCAUCUUGACCUACGUCGAAGGAUGGGUAGUCCCGAACCCGCUCCUCCCCGGCGACAUGUUCCACGUAAAGCACAUGACCGCGCUCGCCAUCGCCCUACUCUUCCUCUACGGCAGUCUCGGCACCUUCCUCCUCUACUCAGUGCUCUACAUGUCGGACAUCAUGGGCGCCGGACCCCUCCAGAUCGUCGCCUGGGCCGCCCCCAUGGGCGUCGGCGGCCUCAUCCUCUCCGCAGCGGGGGGACUCAUCUUCCACCGCAUCUCGGGCACGAUCGUCAUGCUAAUCUCAUGCCUGGGGUACCUCGGCUCAGCCCUACUCUUCGCCCUCAUCCCCCUCGGCGGGAAUUACUGGGCAUUUGUCUUUCUCGCCAUGAUCUGCGGCACGGUGGGGAUUGACAUCAGCUUCAACCUGGCCAACAUCUUCAUCACGACCAGCAUGCCCAAGGCGCGGCAGGGCCUGGCCGGCGCGCUGAUCAACUGCACUCUGCAUCUGGGGAUCGCGAUCAUGUUGGGAUUUGCGGAUAUCGUGCAGACGCAGACCAAGGGGUUGGAGCUGUACAAGAACUACAAGGCGGUGUUUUGGUUCCAGACGGGGCUGGCGGGGACGGGGAUGCUGAUCGUGUUGUUUUUCGUGAGGAUUCAUCAUGCGAAGAGCGAGCUGACGGUGGAUGAGCGAGAGGCGUUGGCGGCAGAGGCUAAUCGCUUAGAGAGCGAAUGA
Molecule: messenger RNA, 1602 nt
Organism: Aspergillus melleus
Lineage: Eukaryota; Fungi; Ascomycota; Eurotiomycetes; Eurotiales; Aspergillaceae
Product: putative MFS multidrug transporter
Exons: 2
Coding region: 1-1602 (533 amino acids)
Biological process (GO): transmembrane transport
Cellular component (GO): membrane
Molecular function (GO): transmembrane transporter activity
Source: RefSeq, a predicted model, not a curated record